AUGCCCGAUCACAACACUCCCGAAGUGUCGAAAAGUGAUGAUUCUGAGCCCUAUUUCUCUAGAGGGCCGGAUACGCUCAAGAUCCCUCUGGUGAUGCACCGAGACCAUCGUCGGAGGUUGGCUGAGGCGAUGCUGAAGGACAAACUGGCACCGGAAGGUACUGUAAUAUUCCUUAGAGGUGGCGAACUCCAAUCUGUGUAUGAUUCUGAUACUGAGUGGGACUUCAAACAAGAAUCAUAUUUUCAGUAUCUCUUCGGUGUGAAGGAGCCGGGUUGUGUGGCGACCAUUGAGCUCGACUCUUCGGCGUCCACUUUGUAUGUCCCGCGAUUCGAUGAUGUAUAUGCUACCUGGAUGGGUCCGAUCAAACCGAAGAGNNNNCCGCUGGAGGGAGCAACUCUCGAUCGUUAG
Perkinsus marinus ATCC 50983 is the source of this 408-nucleotide messenger RNA. RefSeq lists its product as hypothetical. Lineage: Eukaryota; Perkinsozoa; Perkinsida; Perkinsidae. The transcript has 5 exons. The record is from RefSeq and is a predicted model, not a curated record. The coding region runs from base 1 to 408 and encodes 135 amino acids. Gene Ontology annotation, molecular function: manganese ion binding; metalloaminopeptidase activity.